Neltuma alba is the source of this 3225-nucleotide messenger RNA. RefSeq names its product probable sucrose-phosphate synthase 4. The transcript has 14 exons. The record is from RefSeq and is a predicted model, not a curated record. The coding region runs from base 80 to 3187 and encodes 1035 amino acids. Gene Ontology annotation, biological process: sucrose metabolic process. Gene Ontology annotation, molecular function: sucrose-phosphate synthase activity; sucrose synthase activity. NCBI's taxonomy places the organism in Eukaryota, Viridiplantae, Streptophyta, Magnoliopsida, Fabales, Fabaceae.
CUGAGAGAGGGUUCAAACAGAUGCAAGAAAGUUGAAGUGAAGUUAUAAGUUUCUCUCUCGCCCUCCAAACAGAAAGAUCAUGGCAGUGAACGAGUGGUUGCAUGGAUAUCUGGAGGCAAUAUUGGAUGCAGGAAGCAGCACCAGGAAGAGGAAUAACGAUGGAAAGCACAGAAUCACAAGGUUUGAAGAAGAAGAAGAAGAAAGAAAUUUGGAAGGAGAAAAUAAGAAUAAUUACAAGUUCUUCAGUCCUACAAAGUAUUUUGUUGAACAGGUUAUCGAUAGCUUUGAUGAAUCUGAUAUUUACAGAACUUGGGUUAAGGUGGUAGCGACAAGGAAUAGCAGAGAUCGCAGCAGUCGGAUGGAGAAUAUGUGCUGGCCGAUUUGGCACCUCACUCGCAAAAAGAAACAGAUUGCAUGGGAUGAUGCACAAAAGCUUGCAGAACGGCGAUUUGAGAGAGAACAAGGCCGGAAUGAUGCUGCAGAUGAUCUGUCAGAACUUUCAGAAGGUGAAAAAGAGAAAGAUGUAAAUGCUUCGGAAUCUAAGAAGGACAUUCCCAGGAUCAGUUCGGAAAUGCAACUUUGGUCGGAUGAGAAUGAGCUUAGGAACCUUUAUAUUGUCUUAAUCAGUGUUCACGGAUUGGUAAGAGGAGAGAACAUGGAACUUGGGAGAGAUUCUGAUACUGGUGGUCAGGUGAAAUAUGUGGUGGAACUAGCUCGUGCACUAGCAAACACAAAGGGAAUAUAUAGAGUUGAUCUACUAACCAGACAGAUAGCUUCACCAGAAGUAGACUCAAGCUAUGGGGAGCCCAUUGAGAUGUUGUCUUGUCCUCUUGAUGGCAGUGGCAGCUGCGGAGCUUAUAUCAUCCGGCUUCCAUGUGGCCCACAAGACAAAUACAUACCAAAGGAGUCACUGUGGCCAUACCUACCUGAGUUUGUAGAUGAAGCUUUGAAUCACAUUGUGAACAUGGCUAGGGCUUUAGGUGAACAAGUGAAGGGAGGAAAACCAAUGUGGCCUAAUGUUAUCCAUGGUCACUAUGCCGACGCUGGGGAGAUAGCAGCUCACUUGUCUGGUGCACUGAAUGUACCAAUGGUACUAACAGGGCACUCCUUGGGACGUAACAAGUUUGAACAGCUUCUGAAGCAAGGAAGGCUGUCUAGGGAGGCCAUAAAUGUGACAUACAAGAUAAUGAGAAGGAUUGAGGCUGAGGAGAUGGCGUUGGACGCUGCAGAAAUGGUUGUGACCAGUACAAGGCAAGAGAUUGAAGAGCAAUGGGGACUGUAUGACGGGUUUGACCUCAAGUUGGAGAGGAAACUUAGGGUUCGGAGACGGCGUGGAGUAAGCUGCCUAGGAAGAUACAUGCCUAGGAUGGUGGUCAUUCCACCAGGCAUGGACUUCAGUUAUGUUACAACACAUGAAUCAAUGGAAGGUGAGGGAGAUCUGAAGUCAUUGAUUGGAUCAAACAGAGCUCAAAGCAAAAAGAAACUACCUCCUAUAUGGUCUGAGAUAAUGCGAUUUUUCACAAAUCCUCACAAGCCAACUAUACUAGCCUUGUCCCGACCUGAUCCCAAGAAAAAUGUCAUGACCCUGCUCAAGGCUUUUGGGGAAUGCCACCGCCUCAGGGAAUUGGCCAACCUGACACUCAUACUUGGAAAUAGAGAUGACAUUGAAGAGAUGUCUGAAAGCAGUUCUACUGUUCUUUCCAUGGUGCUCAAGCUUAUUGAUAAGUACGAUUUAUAUGGUCAAGUAGCUUACCCCAAGCAUCAUAAACAAUCUCAAGUACCAGACAUAUAUCGUCUUGCUGCAAAAACUAAGGGAGUUUUUAUCAACCCAGCCUUGGUGGAACCAUUUGGCCUAACAAUCAUUGAGGCAGCAGCUUAUGGUUUACCUGUUGUCGCCACAAAAAAUGGAGGGCCGGUGGACAUUCUAAAGGUACUUAACAAUGGACUCCUGAUUGAUCCCCAUAAUCAGAAAGCCAUGGCAGAUGCACUGCUAAAGCUUGUUGCUGAUAAAAAUCUUUGGCUAGAGUGCCGCAAAAAUGGCCUAAGAAACAUCCAUCGUUUUUCAUGGCCAGAGCACUGCCAAAACUACCUCUCUCAUAUUGAACAUUGCAGGAACCACCUCUCUACCUCUCGCUUGGAAAUCAUGCCAAUUCCGGAAGAACCAAUAAGUGAUUCUCUAAGAGAUGUAGAGGACCUUUCUCUGAGAUUCUCCAUUGAAGGAGACUCCAAGUUUAAUAAUACAGAGACAGAUCCAGCAACCAGACCGAAAGAACUCAUUGAAGCCAUUAGCCAUAGGGUCUCAUCAUCUACUAGGAAUUCCAGUGCCAGUUUUCAUCCCAUGAGAAGGCAAAGGCUUGUUGUGAUUGCUGCAGAUUGUUAUGACAGAGAAGGAAGCUUGACAAAAGCUUUUGAGGCAAUUAUCAAGAGUGUGAUGAAAUUUGCAGGACCAGGUAUAGGAUCAGGAAGAGUUGGAGUUGUACUCUUAACAGGUUCAAGUUUGAAAGAGACAAUUGAAGCAUUAAACAGCUGCAAUAUAAACAUAGAAGAAUUUGAUGCUCUAGUGUGUAACAGUGGGAGUGAAAUGUAUUAUCCAUGGAAAGAUUUGAUGGUUGAUGAAGAUUAUGAAGCCCAUGUUGAGUAUAGAUGGCCCGGUGAAAAUAUUACAUCAAUGGUACCAAGGCUGGCUGGGAUUGAAGGUGAAGAAGAUAAGGACUACAUUGAAGAGUAUGUCAGUGGUUUUAGUUCUAGGUGUUAUUCCUACUGUGUGAAACCAGGCAUGAAGGUUAGAAACAUAUAUGAUCUUCGUCAAAGGCUACGAAUGAGAGGCCUCCGUUGUAACCUAGUCUAUACACAUGCAGGAUUCAGAUUAAAUGUGAUACCAUUAUUUGCAUCAAGAAAACAAGCUUUGAGGUAUUUAUCAGUUAAGUGGGGAAUUGAUCUGUCCAAAGCAAUCAUAUUUGUUGGAGAAAGAGGGGAUACAGAUUAUGAAGAACUCAUGGCUGGCAUCCACAAGACUCUUGUUUUAAGAGGAUCUGUAGAGGAAGGCAGCGAAAAGCUUCUUCACAGUGAAGACAGUUUCAAAAGAGAAGAUAUGUUCAAUCUAGACAGUCCCAACCUUAUCUAUUCAGAGAACGGCCACAUGGACUGUGACAUAUCUGCAAUUCUAGGGCAUCCUGGAGCAUCAUGAUUCCUAUUUGUUCACUUUUAUUUUUCAUAUGCCUUGUC